Molecule: messenger RNA, 516 nt
Organism: Anastrepha obliqua
Lineage: Eukaryota; Metazoa; Arthropoda; Insecta; Diptera; Tephritidae
Exons: 4
Coding region: 1-516 (171 amino acids)
Source: RefSeq, a predicted model, not a curated record
AUGCCGAAUAGAAGUGAGACGUGUUCACCCUGUCAUAGCCAAAUUGCUCAGCUCAGCUCGCCACAGCAGCAGCAACAGUUGCCAUCGCAUUGUGUGAAGAGGGUUUUUAAUUCAAAUACAAUCAAAAAACCCUACAUAAGUGAUUCUAAAAAGCCUAGCAACCCCUGUGAAGCGCAUUUAAUUGCGGCCACCGCCGAAAUCGAAGCGCUGAAGCAAGCUCUCCUCGGAAAGCAUAAUCAAAUUGUUGCCAUGGAAGCGGCAUGCAUGCAGGAAACCGAGCGUCAAGUCGAAUUGGAGGAUAGUGUCAUUGCGUGGCAAGACAAAUACGAUCGUUUGUAUGAAUCGCAUAAGCGCGUGCAAAAGGUGAAUCAGAGCUUGGAGGACAAGCUGUUGAAAUUGGUGGAUCGGAACACUGGCGAGAAAGCGCAAUUGACCAGCGAUGUGGCUACACUGAGUGUACGCUUAGCACAGGCGAAUUUCAACAUAGCCAAACUGCAGCGGGAAAUUGUGAGUUGA